AUGCGUCCGUGGCCCGCUCUCUUUGUCAGUUCGUUGGCCAUGUCCGUGUACUCGGCGAACUUUGAGUUUCACAGCCGAUGCAUGCACCCGAUCGAUAUCUACGACAACGCGGUCACGUGCACAUUGCAGCCCCAUGCGACGGGGUGUGGGGUGACCGCCCUAGCCCCGUGGAGUGGAAUGUUUCGCCAUGGCCGAGCCGAGCAGGCUACACUCGCCGAGUUCUCCGUGGCAGGGGGCAAGGUCUGGUACGACAUCAGCACCGUGCCGCCUGGAUCGGGAACAUGCACAAGCCUCGUCGAGUGCAUGCGCAUGACGUCCAAAGUCGGAUUCAAUGUGCCCAUGAGCAUCUUUCCCAAAGGCCCGGCCCGCAACGACCCUCGGUACAACUGCGCGUACGUCGUGUGCUACGCGAACGGGUGCCGUGACGCAUAUCAGUACCCGUCGGACGACACCAAGACCAAGAGCUGCCCAGACACGUCGGAUUUCGUCGUGACGUUCUGCCCCGACUUGCCGCCGUAA
Aphanomyces invadans is the source of this 519-nucleotide messenger RNA. RefSeq lists its product as hypothetical. The coding region runs from base 1 to 519 and encodes 172 amino acids. The record is from RefSeq and is a predicted model, not a curated record. Lineage: Eukaryota; Oomycota; Saprolegniomycetes; Saprolegniales; Verrucalvaceae. The transcript has 3 exons.